UUGAUCCUCCCGGCAUCCGUCGGAGUCGCGCCUCCAUAUCCGCGCACCCGGAAACUGAGCACGGCAACAAAAGCAGCGCUUUCUGCAGGGAACAAACAUCCUCAGCAUCAUGUCGGAUAAAAGUGAGCUGAAAGCUGAGCUUGAGCGGAAGAAACAGCGAUUGGCUCAGAUUCGAGAGGAGAAGAAGAGAAAGGAGGAGGAACGCAAGAAAAAAGAGGCUGAGCUGAAGAAGGAUGCCGUCCCACUGCAGGAUGAUUCAGACCUGGAGAAGAAGCGCAGAGAGGCCGACGCUCUCCUGCAGAGUAUGGGCAUCACUUCAGAUGUGUCUGCGGCUCCUGCACCCAUGUCACCCACCGCCAAGUCUCUGGGCAGUCCAAGUGAGGCAGGGAGCCAAGACUCGGGAGACGGGACCACCGGACCACGGACUCUGCACUGGGACUGUGACCCGUCCACUGUUCUUCUUCACUCUGAGCUCGGACGUGGCCCUCUGAAGUUGGCCAUGACAAAGUUGACCCAUGUGGAUUACCCACCAAAAGAGGUGGUGUCCUACACCAAAGAGACACAGACGCCCACUAUGACCGAGCCGAAGGAUGAGGAAGAUGAAGAGGAAGAGACUCCAGCAGCACAGCCAGAAGCUGAGACAGAGAAGGAGAAACUAGUGGAGAAACAAGUGGAGGAAGCGCUGCCUCAUGAGCUGACAGAGGAGGAGAAGUUGCAGAUUCUGCACUCGGAGGAGUUCAUGGACUUUUUCGAUCACAGCACACGCAUCGUGGAGCGCGCUCUGUCCGAACACGUGGAUGUUUUCUUCGACUACAGCGGCCGUGACAUGGAGGAGAAGGAGGGUGAGAUGCAGGCUGGGACAAAACUGUCUCUGAAUAGAAAGUUUGUUGAUGAUCGCUGGUCCAAACAGCGAGUGGUGACCUGCCUGGAUUGGUCCCCACAGUAUCCAGAGUUGCUGGUUGCCUCUUACAACAACAACGAGGAAGCUCCGCAUGAGCCUGAUGGAGUGGCUUUGGUCUGGAACAUGAAGUACAAGAAGGCCACACCGGAAUAUGUCUUCCACUGUCAGUCUGCAGUCAUGUCUGCAGCGUUUGCAAAGUUUCAUCCCAAUCUGGUUGUCGGUGGCACUUACUCAGGACAGAUCGUCCUGUGGGACAACAGAAGCAACAGACGCACUCCUGUCCAGAGGACGCCUCUCUCUGCUGCGGCUCACACGCACCCAGUGUACUGUGUGAAUGUGGUUGGCACCCAGAACGCUCAUAACCUCAUCAGCAUCUCUACUGAUGGAAAGAUGUGCUCCUGGAGUCUGGACAUGCUGUCUCAACCACAGGACAGUAUGGAGCUGGUGUUUAAGCAGUCUAAAUCAGUUGCGGUCACCUCCAUGUCCUUCCCUCUGGGGGAUGUUAAUAACUUUGUGGUGGGAAGUGAGGAUGGAUCCGUAUACACAGCCAGUCGACAUGGCAGUCGUGCAGGGAUCAGUGAGAUGUUCGAAGGUCAUCAUGGUCCAAUCACAGGCAUUCACUGUCACACAGCGGCUGGACCAGUGGAUUUCUCCCAUCUCUUCCUCACCGCCUCAUUUGAUUGGACGGUGAAACUCUGGAGCAACAAGAAUAAUAAGCCGCUGUACUCGUUCGAGGAUAACUCCGAUUAUGUUUAUGAUGUGAUGUGGUCUCCGGUGCAUCCGGCUCUCUUCGCAUGUGUGGACGGACUGGGACGCGUCGACCUGUGGAACCUCAACAACGACACUGAGGUGCCCACUGCCAGCGUGGCUGUAGAUGGCAGUCCAGCUCUGAACAGGCUGCGCUGGUCUCAGGCGGGCCGAGAGAUCGCAGUGGGCGACUCUGAGGGGCAGAUCCACAUUUACGACGUCGGCGAGCAAAUCGCAGUCCCACGAAAUGACGAAUGGACCCGCUUUGUGCGGACGCUGGUGGAGAUCAAUGAGAACCGUGACGAUGCGGAGGAGCUGGCUGCACAACGCCUCGCCGCUUGAUCAGAAAGCUGUAAUCAUCUCUCUCUUUUUGGAAAUGAAAUGAUUUGUGCGUGCAAA
Danio aesculapii is the source of this 2047-nucleotide messenger RNA. It is a transcript of the gene dync1i2a, whose product is annotated as dynein, cytoplasmic 1, intermediate chain 2a. The record is from RefSeq and is a predicted model, not a curated record. The coding region runs from base 110 to 1990 and encodes 626 amino acids. Gene Ontology annotation, cellular component: cytoplasmic dynein complex. Gene Ontology annotation, biological process: transport along microtubule. The transcript has 17 exons. Lineage: Eukaryota; Metazoa; Chordata; Actinopteri; Cypriniformes; Danionidae. Gene Ontology annotation, molecular function: dynein light chain binding; dynein heavy chain binding.